Molecule: messenger RNA, 540 nt
Organism: Pecten maximus
Lineage: Eukaryota; Metazoa; Mollusca; Bivalvia; Pectinida; Pectinidae
Product: ATP-dependent Clp protease ATP-binding subunit clpX-like, mitochondrial
Exons: 3
Coding region: 26-439 (137 amino acids)
Biological process (GO): protein catabolic process; proteolysis
Cellular component (GO): mitochondrial matrix
Molecular function (GO): ATP hydrolysis activity; ATP binding
Source: RefSeq, a predicted model, not a curated record
AUAGGUUUAUGGCUUUGGACAGCAAAUGCAGGAACAAACAGAUGAAGAUAGUCUGAUGUCCGAGGUGGAGCCAAAAGACAUUAUCAAAUUUGGCAUGAUCCCCGAGUUUUGUGGUCGCAUGCCUAUCCUAGUCCCGUUCCAUGGACUUUCAACAGAAAUGCUCGUGGAAAUCCUGACAAAGCCUAAGAAUGCUGUAGCAAAUCAGUUCAUAGCCCAAUUUAGGACGGAGAAAUGUCAGCUGGUUUUCACGCCUGAUGCAUUGCACACCAUUGCAGAAUCAGCCUUUCAAAAGAAAGUUGGAGCUCGGGGUCUCCGGUCGUUGUUGGAGAACCUGUUAGAAGAAGCAUUGUUUGAAGUGCCGAACUCAAACAUCAAGAAAGUAAUUAUCACAAAAGAAGUGGUCCAAGGACAUCAACCUCCAAAUUAUUUCACCUCCUGAUGAUUGGUGUAUUAAUACCAAUAUCAUGUUGUCUGUGAUAGUCUGGUUUUACUUGUACUUACAACUGCAACUUACUUCAAUAAAGUAAAAAAAAAUCCUAA